Botrytis byssoidea is the source of this 1515-nucleotide messenger RNA. RefSeq lists its product as uncharacterized. Bases 1 to 1515 code for a protein of 504 amino acids. The transcript has a single exon. The record is from RefSeq and is a predicted model, not a curated record. Gene Ontology annotation, molecular function: transmembrane transporter activity. Gene Ontology annotation, biological process: transmembrane transport. Lineage: Eukaryota; Fungi; Ascomycota; Leotiomycetes; Helotiales; Sclerotiniaceae.
AUGAAUCGGUCAUCUCAACCCGAUCGGUACGCAAGCUCAACCGAUACUGAAAUACAAGUCCUGACAUUUCGAUCCGAUGAGCCUUCUGACCCUCGCAAUUUUUCUUUCUGGAGAAAAUGGUCUAUCGUGGGCAGCAUCACAUUGAUCGAUCUAACCGUCUCUUGGGGAGCAUCUGGAUACUCACCAGCACAGGAAAAUUUUACUCGGUCCUUCAAUGUCAGUUCUGAAGUCGGAGUAUUGGGUCUCUCACUCUAUAUUUUCGGUCUUGCAUUGGGACCGAUGACAUUUGCACCUUUAUCUGAAUAUUAUGGGAGGUCUUAUCUAUACAUCAUUCCUUAUGGGACAUUCCUUCUAUUUCUGCUUGGAACAGCACUCGUACAAAAUAUCGAAGGAUUUCUUGUCUUAAGAUUUCUAUCAGGUCUCUUCGCUAGUGUGACAAUUGCAAACUUUGGUGGAACAAUAGCUGAUCUCUGGCCAAGAGAUCAAAUAGGGCCAGCGAUGAGUAUCUUUCUCUGGGCCGCAGUAUGUGGGAGUCCUUCUGGUUAUUUCUUGAUGUCUUUCGUUGCACAAAGAUAUGGCUGGCGAGAAGUUUUCUGGGCUUUGCUAGGGAUUUGUGGGGGAUUCUGGUUGAUACUCGUGGUGGUACUUCUUGUUUUCGGAAAUGAGACGAGACGUUCAGUGAUUCUGCGAAGGCGUGCAAAUCGACUAAACAAAGCUGCCGGAAGAAUCGUCGCCACGGUACCUUUGGAAAUGCAGAGCAAAUCUCUGGGACAAUUGUUCAAAAACACCCUUUCUCGACCUUUCCGCUUUCUAGCAACAGAGCCCGUGAUCAUCUUUGCAGCGCUCUACAACGGUUUCUUGUACGGACUUUCAUUCCUCUUCAACAGUGCUUUCAAUCUCGUAUUCGGCAAGAUGGGUUAUGGUUUCAGUAUAAUCGGUGUUGGUCUUUGUUUUCUUGGACUUAUCGUCGGCAUCAGUUUGGGUCCGUUUAUCAAUAUAUGGCAAGAAAAACAUUAUCAGAAACGGAUCCGUGCAGCUGGAACAAGGGAACCGCAAUCUGAAGAGGAGCUUGAUCCUGAAAGAUUCAAGAAUAUACCAGAAGCACGAGUCCAACUGAGUAAACUUGCUGCUAUUCUACUACCGAUCAGUCUCUUCUGGUUCGCAUGGACUUCACCACCUCAAUAUCAUAUUCAUUGGAUUGUACCUAUACUUGCUACCACUUUGUUUGGGUAUUCUUUCUACACGCUUAUAUUGAUGACUUAUCUUUAUGUUGAAGAUAGCUACAUGGUAUUUUCAGCAAGUGCUUUAGCUGGCGUGGGAUUAAUACGAAAUUUGGCCGGUGCAGGAUUCCCUUUGUUUGGGAAACAGAUGUUUCUGAAUUUGGGAUAUAAUUGGGCGGGAACAAUAUUAGCAUGUUUAGCUGUGUUAUUGGUUCCUAUUCCUUUCAUCUUGGAGAGAUAUGGUUAUAGACUUAGAGCGAGGAGUUCGUUUGCGAGACAGCAUAUGGAUAAUUAA